AAUUGUAUAAGAAAUCGGAAUUUUGGCUGGUGUAAAAUUGUUAUUUGUAAUUUUUAACCGGCAUGGGUUUUGAUUAAUAAAAAAAUGCAUAAAGUUCUCUUCUUGUCCAUUUAAAAUACAAGAGAUUCUAAGCUACUUUUAAAGCCGACUACGCUGACGAGCUGCAUUGGGAGCUCAGCUAUUUGAAGGUGAGCAAAUGACCAGUUUAUCAUUUAAUAAACGGAUCGUUCCCAGGCAAAGUGCAAGGAGCUGAAUUUGGAGGAGGAGUACAGGAAGUAUCAGGUCCGUCUUAUGAUAAGCUACCUCACCGUUUUCUACCCCUUGUUUUUACUGGUGAUGCUUUGCCUUCAAUUAGUCACAUGGACUUGUGUCGAGAACACGGAAAUUAAUAAGAUGAACUUGCUCUUCGAUGGACUUUCGUUGAUUUUGGUAGCCUCCUUGAUGAGUGUCAAUUUCUUUGAGAGCUUUGUGCUUCGCCACCCGUGGGUUAUGGUUUUGACCUCCGUUCUGUCCGUGCUUGCCGUGGUAUUUUGUGAUUUAAUGCAGAACACUUACCAUUAUUACAUUUCCCACUGGCCGCUGAACACCACGUUCGACGUCUUCGUGCUCUGCAUGAUUUACAUGUUCCUGCCAAUUCCCUCCAUCAGGGGAGCUGCUCUUUUGGCCACAUCCGUGAGCCUUAUUUACGUGGCCUACUUCAUGCACUUCCUGGCCUUCACCAGUAAACGCUUUUUACGAAGGGUCUACGGCAUCGACGUGGUCUCCGUGGAUAUAUUCCAAUACCUGGGCUUCAACAUGAUGGGCAUCUUCUUCCGCAUCAUGAACGACACGAUGGUGCGCGCCUCCUUUCUCGAUCGCCACCAGUUCAUGAAGGAGGAGAGGUGGCUGCGCCACGCCCUGGGCCAGGAAUCGAUGCUCCUAGACAGCGUCCUGCCUCCGCAGAUCGCCAAGCCCAUCCAGAGUAGCAUCAAGCACAGGAUCAUGCAGCCGGAGAACGAGUUCGAGCGCAAGAGCUUGGGUGUCUCAAGCGCGGAGUACUUCAUGGCCAUCCAGAUCCAUCCGGAUGUGAGUAUCCUGUACGCCGACGUGGUCAACUACACCCACUUGACCACCACCCUGGCGGUGGACAAGUUGGUGAAGGUGCUCCACGACCUCUACGGAAGAUUCGAUAUGGCUGCCUCGCACUUUAAGGUGCAGCGCAUCAAGUUCCUGGGCGACUGCUAUUAUUGUGUGGCGGGAUUGGUGGAGGCAGAUCCCGAUCACGCCACGAAAGCCGUGUCCCUGGGCAUUUCCAUGAUAGCCAACAUCCAGGAGGUGAGGAUCGAGCGCGCCUUGAAAUCGACAUGCGCAUAGGAGUUCAUUCGGGUUCCCUCUUCGCAGGAGUCAUCGGCGAGGCAAAGCUGCAGUUUGACAUUUGGGGUGAGUUGCUCAUGAGGAUAUUUAUCCCUCUUAUUUAAGUCAAUGUUUUUCCAGGUGCGG
This is a messenger RNA of Drosophila ficusphila, 1479 nucleotides long. Its product is annotated as adenylyl cyclase X E-like. The record is from RefSeq and is a predicted model, not a curated record. Gene Ontology annotation, biological process: intracellular signal transduction; adenylate cyclase-activating G protein-coupled receptor signaling pathway; cAMP biosynthetic process. The transcript has 4 exons. The coding region runs from base 292 to 1353 and encodes 353 amino acids. Lineage: Eukaryota; Metazoa; Arthropoda; Insecta; Diptera; Drosophilidae. Gene Ontology annotation, molecular function: adenylate cyclase activity.